Molecule: messenger RNA, 2662 nt
Organism: Dendroctonus ponderosae (mountain pine beetle)
Lineage: Eukaryota; Metazoa; Arthropoda; Insecta; Coleoptera; Curculionidae
Gene: Sec15
Product: exocyst complex component 6-like
Exons: 14
Coding region: 276-2591 (771 amino acids)
Biological process (GO): intracellular protein transport; exocytosis; Golgi to plasma membrane transport
Cellular component (GO): exocyst; membrane
Source: RefSeq, a predicted model, not a curated record
UACACAAUGUAUCCGUUUUUAACCCAAUAAAUCUGACACUGACAAUGAAAAUGUCCAAAUAAACGACAGGAAAAUUGAAAAUACAGUACACAGACUACAUACUAUUAAGUAUAUAUUAACAGAUACAGUAAAACUGAACCAUUUUCUUCAACAAAAUCUAUUGAAAUAGCUUGCGACAAACACAACAGUGCUUAAAGCCAAGUUGGUGCAGUUGCCAUCAGCAACUUUAGGAGGUUUUGCUUAAAACAUUGACCUGUUAUAGCCAUUCCAGCAAAAUGGGGCACCCCUUGAACGAAAACAACAGCUCCUAUGACUUGUACUUGCAGGAAAUUGAGGGCAUUGAUGAUUACUGGGGCCCCACUUUCAGAUCAAUUUUUGAUAACAAUGAGCAUCAGGACUUCAAAAGGAAGCUGGAGGAGCGAAUCAAGCACCAUGACAAGGAUAUUGAGCGAUUGUGCAACGUGUACUACCAGGGCUUCAUUGAAUCGGUGACUGAACUCUUGGAAGUCAAGUCCCAGUCAAAGAACCUGAAUAACCAAGUGGUUGACUUGGAUAAAAAGUUGCACACCUCGUUUCAAGCCCUAUCCAAGUCGGGAACUGAGCUGCUUCAAGCCAGAAAGGUCCAGAGCAACAUCGCUUUGGUGAUCAGUCAGGUGAAUUUAUCUCUACCAGUUUUCGUGUCCUAUUCAAAAUUGCAGAAGCAAAUCGCAGAGAAACGAUAUUAUCCAGCGUUGAAAACUCUGGAAGAAUUGGAACAUGUCCAUCUGCCGCAUGUGGCCAACUACAGGUUUUCUAAUCAAUUGCAUCAGAAAAUUCCAAAGUACCGCGACAAAAUCGAGGCAGCAUCGAUGACUGAUUUGAAGGAUUUCCUGGAAAACAUCAGGAAGUUUUCACCGAAGGUUGGGGAAGUUGCCAUGCGGCAUACUAGCGAGCAAUUGGCUAGCGAUCCUACAGUGGUCGGCAGGAAAAAGAAACGAACGUUUGAAUCGAGUGGGAAGUAUUCCGACGAAGACCUAAGCGCCCAAGAGUUAAUCGAUUUUUCUCCCAUCUACCGGGGUCUGCACAUUGCGGAUGUUUUGGGCAAAGUUUCCACCUUUGAAGUGUAUUAUAGAUCGGAACGGACCAAGCAGGCUAGAUUAGUCUUGCAGCCCCCAACUAACAUGCAUGAAUCAGAGGACAGUUACCGCAACUAUAUUUAUGCGGUUUUGGGAUUUUUUAUUCUGGAAGACCAUGUGUUGAACACUGGCCGUGGGCUGAUUACCAAAUCCUUUUUGAACGAUAUGUGGUCGGUUGCUUUGUCCAAAAUUGCCACCUCUUUGCAAACUCAUUCGGCCUAUUGUACUGACGCUACCCUGAUGUUGAAAAUCAAGGACCUUAUAAUGCUGUUUUGUACCACUUUGCACAAUUAUGGCUAUUUCGUCAAGCCGAUAUGGGAAUUAGUGCAAGAGCUUCGCGAUCAUUAUACUGAAGUGCUCAUGCAGCGUUGGGUGCAGAUAUUUAGGGAGAUUCUGUCCAAGGAGGACUUUCAGCCCAUAAUCGUGCACGAUGAAGAAGAGUACGAGCAAAUAUUGCAGACGUUCCCCUGCGACGUAGAUCUGCCUGAUGAUGUUGUUUAUCCCUACGCAUUUCCCUUCUCCAGUAUGGUCCCCAAAGUCUAUCAGCAAGUGAAGGAGUUUAUUUAUGCCUGCCUGAAAUUCGCCGAAGAUCUAAACCUCACGCAAAUCGAAGUCGAUGAAAUGAUUCGCAAAUCCAUGAACCUGCUUCUAACCCGAACGUUCAAUGGCUGUUUGUCUUCCUCGUUUAGAAGUCCGCAUAUUAAUUUGCAGAAAAUUACGCAAAUCAUCAUCGAUACUGGCUAUUUGGAAGACGCUAAUGUGUAUCUGGACGAAUUCAUAUCGAAUAUAACUGGAGAAGAAACUAGGAAUAUCGUCUCUAGUUCGAUGCACGGCCAGCACGCAAUGUUCAGAGUGGCCAGAGAAGACGCUGUGCGACAAAUCUGCGAGAAAUUGAAGCAAAAACUGAACGAAUUUCUGGAACUGGAAAGCUACGAUUGGAACUUGGUCGAACCCAGAGGGCACGCUUCCAGUUUCAUAUCCGAUAUCAUCUCCUACUUGCAGACAACUUUUCAUAGUUUCACAGACUUGCCGCCGGAAGUGGCUCUGGUCGCCUGUCGAACUGCCUGCGCUCAUAUUGCGGAUUCCAUGCUCAACAUGCUGAUGAACGAGGAAAUCAAGCAAAUCUCCAUGGGCGCAUUGAAUCAACUGAAUCUGGAUCUAUUGCAAUGUGAACAAUUCGCUGCCUCCGAACCAGUGAAAGGGCUGCAAGAGGAUGAAUUGCUGAAAUACUUUGAAAACUUGCGCGAACUCCUUGACCUGCUGAUUUCGUGGGAUUGGCCCACUUAUUUCCACGAUUACGCUCAGGACACCAGCAGGUACAAGAACGUUCGCCCGGAAAUUGCGAUCGUUCUUCUUGAAAAGCUGAAAGAAGGAGACAAGAAGAACAUAUUCACGGUGCUGAACAAAAACGAGCGCGACAAGAAGAAGCUGCUGGAAACCGUGCUGAAGCAGCUGAGACAGUUGGCAGUAAAGUAAGUUUAAAAAUAUUUAUUAAGUUUUGUUUAUAUUGCGUUCCCGGUGUGUAAUUAAAAGUCUACUGUUGGAAA